Molecule: messenger RNA, 1136 nt
Organism: Pocillopora meandrina
Lineage: Eukaryota; Metazoa; Cnidaria; Anthozoa; Scleractinia; Pocilloporidae
Source: the annotation of a GenBank genome assembly
CUAGAAUGUGGGCCUGUUGGUGUGGCAGACAAAAAUGCAAUCUCAGAUGCCAGAAUGACAGCAAGCACAGUCUUUGAUACAAGAUUUUAUCCAUACUAUGGCCGACUCCAUGAAAACAGGGGAUAUGGAGGAUGGUGUCCUAAGACUGUCACUGACAGAACAGACUAUCUUCAAGUUGAUAUGGGUACAAUGCUGUCUGUUUGUGCUGUGGCCACCCAAGGAGAAAAGAUAAACCAUGAAAGAACCACCAGCUAUAAACUGCACCUAUCCACAGACGGUGUAACUUGGAACGCUUACAAGGAAACCAGCACUGCAAAGGUUUGAUCGGCAACUAUUAGUAAUGAUUAGAGGACCACAAAGAGUCUAAUUUAGUGAGUUACAAAAGCAACUUACAAAAUUACAUCACUGGAAGUAAGUGUGUUAUUUGUUGUAAUUUACGAGUAUGAUUACUGACCGAACGGUGGAACAAAAGUCUUGUGACCAAUCUGCCAAAACCAUCGUUAAGUUGAAGAAACAAAAUAGCCAUUAGAAAACGCAUUCAUAAAUAACAGUUCCCAUUAUUUUUAAGGGCAGAUGGACCCAAUUGUCUGCUGAUAACUGUCACGAUUGCGAGAUCUUUACCAAAAUGUAGAGUCAAACCAAGUAGACCGCAAUUGCCAAUAGCAUGCUCUUUCUUAGUGAUAAACCGAAGAGUGACGUUAAAAGAGUUAAAUUGCGGAGUUGUUUCAUUCCAGAGUUUUGAGCAGCUCUCAAGCUUGUAUGUCUUUGACUACAAAGCUUUUGGAAUUAUCUUAAAUUUUUUUAUUGCGGCAAGAUUUAAGAGAAGCGUUACAAUUUUAUCAUAGAUUAUUCAUAAAAAGGUCCCCGUCUUAAGCUACCUAGAUACUUUAUGUGCACCUUAACCUUUCAAUAAAACAUUUCUCGUAAGACUUGCAUCAUGUGUUGCCGAACUACACUAUUUUCUCUUAAUGAAGUAUGCACUUUUCCUCUUCCAGGUUUUCCCAGGAAACUCAGACCAAAACACCGUCGUAAAGCAUUUUCUCAAUACCGACGUCAUGGCCAGAUACGUUCGGUUUUAUCCCGUCACGUACCACAAUUUUCCAUGUUUGAGAGUUGAAAUAUUUGUGCGAAAAUGA